AUGUGCAGCCGGAGAACAUGGCUGAUUCUCGGCGGCGUCGGCGUCCUGCUGCUCAGCGUCAUCAUCCCCGUGGCUGUGAAGAUGACACUCCCACUCAAAAGAACUUUCAUUACCAGGUGUGAGGAUUACCAGGGGUACGACUGCCAAAAGUUAUGGUCUGCAUUCCAACAAGCCUACGUGGGCAAGGACCCCUGUAAGGUUCCCAUGGAAGCCUACGACGCUGUCAUCGCUGCAGCCCCCUUCAAACCGGAAUGCAGCAAUAUGAUGUUUUGGAGCAAAACAAAAGACCUGGUCCAGGAUUUCAUUAAGAAGCGCGAAUGUAUCCUCACCCUGGAGAAGACGGUGCUGGGAUUUGUCCUGGACGGUCUGAUAUGGUGCGGGAAGGAGGGCAGCAGCGAAACGUCCACGAGCGGCUGCCCCAGUUGGAGGGUCUGCGAGAACAACCCGGUCGGCUCAUUCUGGAGAAGAGCCUCGACUGCUUUCGCAGAUUUUGCCUGUGGUGACGUCACAGCGGUGCUAAGUGGAGACAUCAAGAAGCCGUUUGACCCCGACAGUGUCUUUGGCAGCAUCGAACUCAAAAGGUUCAAGUCCCCUAGAGUGAGAAGCCUGAAGAUCGUUCUGGUCUCACGGAAGAAUGCUGAGUCGAACUGUAUGAAUCCAUCUUUUCAGGAUUUACAGAAAGAGCUGGAUGCGGGAAUUGCAUACAGCUGUACAGAAAUGACUGAAUCUAAGUUCAAUGAGUGCAGCUCUGAUCCAAAGAAACCGUGCGGCCCCUGCUGGUGA
Messenger RNA from Limanda limanda (common dab), 783 nucleotides. RefSeq names its product ADP-ribosyl cyclase/cyclic ADP-ribose hydrolase 1-like. The transcript is spliced from 8 exons. NCBI's taxonomy places the organism in Eukaryota, Metazoa, Chordata, Actinopteri, Pleuronectiformes, Pleuronectidae. Gene Ontology annotation, cellular component: plasma membrane. The record is from RefSeq and is a predicted model, not a curated record. Gene Ontology annotation, biological process: positive regulation of B cell proliferation. Gene Ontology annotation, molecular function: NAD+ nucleosidase activity; phosphorus-oxygen lyase activity. The coding region runs from base 1 to 783 and encodes 260 amino acids.